Messenger RNA from Merops nubicus (carmine bee-eater), 1403 nucleotides. RefSeq names its product syndecan 1 (gene SDC1). The annotation marks the transcript as partial. Gene Ontology annotation, biological process: cell migration. Gene Ontology annotation, cellular component: cell surface; membrane. Lineage: Eukaryota; Metazoa; Chordata; Aves; Coraciiformes; Meropidae. The transcript has 4 exons. The record is from RefSeq and is a predicted model, not a curated record.
CAAACUACAAAUCUGAACCUUCCCCCUGAAGAUCUUGAUUCAUCUGGUGAUGACGAUGACACUUUCUCAGGUUCAGGUGCAGGUCCCCUGACUGACCUGUCUCGCACCUGGGGAAUCCCUGGAGAACCCACUAAUUCCUCAUUCCUGCCACCACCAAUGGACAUCAGCGAACAGCCGUUUCCUGGGGCUGAGAACCGAACUGAGAAGGAAGUAAUAUCUCCUUUUGCAACUAGUAAUGUAGUGACAGAGGAGCCUGUGGUAGCUGUGAAGGACGAAGUGAGCAUCCUGGGCUCACCUGAUGAGAACCCAACCAAUGAUGGGGUUACAACAGUGAGAGGCCCCACGACUCACCUGCCUUCAGUGGUUCACGUAACUCCUUCAGAAGCCUCAGGCACGGUCCGUGAGAUUGAACCUAAAAUCCCUAGCUCUGAUGUGCCAGACACUAAAGACAUGCCUGAGCCCCACUCUACCAUCCAUCAUGAUGGAGACAUCACUGCCACCCCCACGGCAGCUCCAAAGGACAUUGUUCCCACACACGAGGAGGUCUCUGAAGAUGGCUCUGGAGACCCGGGAGACUUCAUCUUGACUAAAGAUGAGGAUUUAGUCCCCACCCAGAACUCGGAAGUACUGGCUGACUCUGGGAGGAAUGCCAAAGCAGCAGGAGCCUCGGGAAUAAUGGACAGAAAAGAAGUUCUUGGAGGUGUUAUUGCUGGAGGACUUGUAGGCUUGGUGUUUGCAGUGUUCCUAGUUGCAUUUAUGCUGUACAGAAUGAAGAAAAAAGAUGAAGGCAGCUAUUCACUGGAUGAACCAAAACAGUCCAACGGAGGAUACCAAAAACCACACAAACAAGAAGAAUUCUAUGCAUAAACACUGAUCUUCAGGACACUUCUUAUUCCAUCUUUCUUGGACUCUUCUCUCCCUGCACGUGGACCUGCUAGUGUGCUUUGCAUUAAACUUAAGCCAUAUGAUCAUUGGGCUGUUUGCCCUUACCACUUUGCCAUUGGAAAUCUUAUCACUACAAAGUAGAUCUGGAUCCAUUGAACAUUCCCUGCUUUCUUGCACAACUUUUUUUUUUUCCCAAACAGCAGUGGGACUUAAAGUUCCUAAACUCACUUUGGUUUAUCUAAAGACUGCUGGGGCAGGCAGUGGGGAGAAGAUAAGGGAGCACUGUAUGUAUAAACCUCUUGGUAUUUAGGGAAAGGGCUAGCAAGAAUAAGCAGUUACCAGUGCUCGACUUCUGUAUAGCAGGGAUCCUUCCUAUUUAACUCCUAGACAUGUUUUAAGGGUAACAAAUGGCUGUGCUGAGCAGACGUUUGGUACACUGCAAUCCUCUAGCUCUUUCUAACUGCCGUAUUUGGAGCACUUAAUUCCUAUGAAAUGUCAAGCUGAACGUGAUUUCUAGU